AUGGAUUGUAUUCGACAACAGCCGAAAUCGGAGAAUUCGCUUAAAUUGAUCUACACCAUUCAUCUGAUGGUCUACAGUUUAGCCGAUUCAUACACCUCUGCUACCAUUGUUCCUCCAGGCUCAACAAUCCUACCGAUUUUACACAACGUGGAGGAAUCUCUGGCUGGUCCACACAUACUUCCGGUAGUAGCUCACAAUUUUAAAGAAAGAAUCAAAGCUCUCGACACGGACGUCAAAUCCAGUGUUACUCAAAUAAAAUCUGCCCUAUCGAACAACCUCAACGCAGCCGUAGUUCAUUUGAGGAGCUCUGUUGCCAAUAAAGUGAACGUAGGGGUCGCCCAGCUUAAAAGUACAGUCUCCAAUAAGCUUCAUACGAUUGCGGAUAUGAUCCAACCAAAGCAUCCACAAUUUUAUGCAGCGUUAAAUAGCCCGAAGCCGAAAGGAUUUACCCUUAAUAAUAUGUACCAAAAGAAGCGGAACUCGAUGUAUUCGUCUCAUCCUGAUAAAAACAUAAAAUCAAAGAGAAUGUCAAAGUUUAGAAAGUCUUCAAAGCCAGUAAACUAUGACUCAUUUAUGACAGAUUUGGGCAUUUCCGGAUAUAAACACUUUGAAAAUGCCGUAAUUCGUGACUUGGAACGACGUGAGGAACAAAAAGUCGAAGCAACUAUGCAUACACUGUUUGAUAAUACGAAACAUGGAAAAAAUGUCAUCAAUGCUCAAAAACGCAACCCGAUUUCGGAAACCGAUGUCUACCAAAUUACUGCCAAAGACGCUAUAGUAGCUGGAACUUUACAACAAAGCUCAAAUAUAAAACUGGAGAACACAACAUUCCAUCCGGAGCUAUCAAGUUUAUUUGAUAAUAGCACUUUUGUCAAUAGUUACCCCAGUACUAGUACCAGUACCAGUACCAGUACCCAAGCAUCAAUUUUCCCCUUUUCCCAGUUCAAAUUUGAGCGCAACUACGGCAAACGGAACUUUUUAGUUCUUCCGGAACUUCAGGUAAAAAGUUUAGUGCCUGAAAAUACAACGACAAAGCCUUGGUUCAACAUAACGUUUGAAAAUCUAGAACCUCUCAAAUCGGAUAUAGUCAGAAACAAAAUUAAAGAACCAAAAAAGCGUUUGAAACAUUCAAGCAAGGCUAGCGAAAAGAAAAAAUAUGAAUACAUUUCACCAGCGCUGACCACAACUAUCAGUUCACUAAAACCAAUGAUAAAUAACAAGCGAGAGCCUGAGAACAAGUCAUAUUACAUUGCCUGUAAUCAGUUCACUACACCAAAGAACAAGAACUGUUCCCAAAAGUUUUUAUCCGAAUUUGAAUUUCCCACAAAAAAACAUCAUUCCAAAUUGGCAAACAUAGAUGCCGCAACUUCGACGGUAUUUCCUUUCACAACCACACUUAAUCCGCUUCUGAUGGACAUGAAUAAGCUCAAACGGCCAUCACGCCAUACGGCUACAAAACGCAAAUCCUCAACGCCAGACACUUCAUAUCGGAUAGCAGCCAAAGGGAAAAAAUUCAUUGACAAAGCAAGACUCAGCGGUUAUCGUGGAUCGGUGAAAUUUAGCGAUCACUUGAACAAUAAUGGUCUCAACGAUUUUUAGAUUUUACUUUGUAUUUAUGUAUGUAUUUAAAAUAUUAUUAUUAUUAUUGUUAUUAUUUAUUGUAAAUAAUUUAACAGCCUUACGGCCUGAAUAAAGUAUUCCUUCAAGCUAUGAA
This is a messenger RNA of Uranotaenia lowii, 1714 nucleotides long. RefSeq lists its product as uncharacterized. NCBI's taxonomy places the organism in Eukaryota, Metazoa, Arthropoda, Insecta, Diptera, Culicidae. Bases 1 to 1599 code for a protein of 532 amino acids. The transcript has 4 exons. The record is from RefSeq and is a predicted model, not a curated record.